AUGCAUCGAGGAGUGGCCGUGUCAGAUGUGCGAACGGAAGCAAUGAGAUGGCGGAAAAGAGACAGUUCGAGGGGUACGCGGGAUCAGGUUGCCGGCACGAUCGGGGUAUUUCUGCAGCGUAAGCAGCAUUGCCGCGCAGCCGGUUGGGGCCCUGAGCGACCGGCCGCCGGGCAUAAAGAGCAGCAUUGAAACCGUAUGGGAGACAAAGGCGGGCUGGGCACGGCACAACACCACAUACCGCCUCCAAAAACCCAGGGCGCUGCAACCGGUGGGCAGCAGCUUUCGGCCACCGCUACUCAGUUUGUUGAUAAGAUCGACCCGUUCUCGAAAAGAGGGGCAAGCAAGCGUCGAAGGCGAUUGGUGAAUAGCAGUAGAUAUCAUCCGGAUAAUGAGCCGGAACUCACGCAGCUACCGCUGAUCAAGGGUUCGCUUUUAAGAAUGUUAAUUUUUCUCACAUGA
Messenger RNA from Gongylonema pulchrum, 459 nucleotides. NCBI's taxonomy places the organism in Eukaryota, Metazoa, Nematoda, Chromadorea, Rhabditida, Gongylonematidae. The record is from the annotation of a GenBank genome assembly.